CAAGCGUGUUUGACUAUUUCCAAUCAGUUUGGCUUGCAAUUCCUUACCUACUUCUUAUUUAUGUGUGAUAUUUUACAUAGAAGGCAGCACGACAACCUUUAGCAUUCUAUAUUUCUUUGUUUGUUAUUCAUACAUCACAGAGAAACCGGCUCCAAAGUAAGCUGAAACCAAAAUGGCAGAUACAUUGACAGAAGAUCAAGUUGCUGAGUUUCGCGAAGCCUUCUACCUGAUUGAUAAAGAUUCAGAUGGUUUCAUUACCAUGGAAGAUUUGGCAUCAGUGAUCCAGACAUUAGAUGGAAACCCUACAAAAGAAGAAGUUCAAGACAUGAUAAGUGAGGUCGAUGUUGAAGGAAAUGGGACCAUUGAUUUUGAAGAAUUCUUAAAUAUUAUGACAAGAAAAAUGAAGGAUAAUGUGGCCGAUGAACUAAAAGAAGCUUUCAAAGUAUUCGACAGAGAUCAAGAUGGAUUUAUUUCAGCAGAUGAGUUGAGACAAGUAAUGAUGAAUCUGGGAGAAAGACUAACAAUGGAAGAAGCAGAACAGAUGAUCAGAGAAGCCGACUUAGAUGGUGAUGGACUAGUCAGCUAUGAGGAGUUUGCAAGGAUGAUGAUGGCCUUUUGAAAAUGAAUGCAAACCUCAAACUUAACUCAACUCAACUUGGAAUUAUUGUUAUUAUGCACCUUUUUUUUUUUUCUUUUUCUUUGUUGGACAUAUUUCCCCCCCUUCAUGGGCAGCUUGAGCCGUACUGCAAAUAAUUGUAAGCAUAGUUAUUAGAGUACGAUCAAUGAUAUACAAUUAGACAAU
Durio zibethinus is the source of this 802-nucleotide messenger RNA. RefSeq lists its product as uncharacterized. Gene Ontology annotation, cellular component: myosin II complex. Gene Ontology annotation, molecular function: calcium ion binding. Lineage: Eukaryota; Viridiplantae; Streptophyta; Magnoliopsida; Malvales; Malvaceae. The record is from RefSeq and is a predicted model, not a curated record.